Molecule: messenger RNA, 522 nt
Organism: Acanthosepion pharaonis
Lineage: Eukaryota; Metazoa; Mollusca; Cephalopoda; Sepiida; Sepiidae
Source: the annotation of a GenBank genome assembly
AUGAUCACUUACUUCUUUCUCUUACAUCCUUACAACAACCACCUUCCAUAUCCUCAUAAUGAUCACUUACUUUCUUUCAUCCUUACAUCCUUCCAUAUCCCUCAUAAACCACCUUCCAAUAUCCUCAUAAUGAUCACUUACUUACUUUUCUCUUACAUCCUUACAACAACCACCUUCCAUAUCCUCAUAAUGAUCACUUACUUCUUUCUCUUACGUCCUUACAACAACAACCUUCCAUAUCCUCAUAAUGAUCACUUACUUCUUUCUCUUACCCUACAACAACCACAGUCCACUUACUUUCUCUCUUACAUCCUUACAACAACCACCUUCCAUAUCCUCAUAAUGAUCACUUACUUCUUUCUCUUACAUCCUUACAACAACCACCUUCCAUAUCCUCAUAAUGAUCACUUACUUUCUUUCUCUGAUACAUCCUUAUCCAACAACAACCUUCCAUAUCCUCAUAAUGAUCACUUACUUCUUUCUCUUACAUCCUUACAACAACCACCUUCCAUAUCCUCAUAA